AUGUUGUAAGAUUUGCUAGCUGAACUUAAAAAAGAAGUUGCGGAAAGCAAAUAAGAAAUGAAAUAGCUUAAAUCUACUGUAAGCUCAAUGAAAAAAGUGUAUUAAUCUGAAGAUAAAUCUAUUAAAUUUAAAGAUUAAUCCAUUAAUGAUAAAAUGGUGGCAAAGUCAUAGCCUAAAUUUGGGUUCUCUAAAGCCGAACGCUUUAAAAAAAAUACAAAUAAUAAUUUAGGAAGCUCAGCUGCACCUCCUGAUAUUUUAACAGCUGCAGCUGAUAUAACCUCUACUCUACCUCAUCAGAAAAAAGCAUAAAAUAUUGUUUUUCCUUUGAGUAAAAGAUUCUCAGAUCAAAAGAAAGACGACUUUAGAGAUAUUUUCUAUGAUGUUAAAUUUGAUUAAGUGAAACCCAAGUCUUAAGGUAUUGUGAUAAAUCCACCAGCUUCGAAAAAUAAACACAGCUCGUCUUAGUACAUGAAUGCGAGUACAGUUUCUCAAGAUAGCAGAUUUAGUGAUUUAGAGACAUAAGCAAGUUUAAGUCAAUUUAUAGGUCCUGGAGCUUAUAAUCCAAAUUACAGUUGUGUAGAGCCAAAAAAGAGUGUGCCUAUACCUAGAAGUAAAAGGUUUGAGUAACCUAAAAAAACUUCCAUUGAUUUCUUAAAUCCAAAUUAUGAUGCUAUCAAAAGAAAAGCCCCUGGAGUAUCUAUAAAAAAUAAAAUACCUCGUAAUGCUAAGCAAGAGGCUAAAGAUAACGAAAGACGUGCUUUUGAAUUAGAGGCAGCUAUGAUACAAAGAAUGGGAAAGGUAGACAACGAUAGAUAUUUGAGGGCGAACCCAGGUGGUGUAAUAAUCAAAAAGAGUAUAAGAGAUGUGACAGCUGCUCCAAAAGGAUCAAGAUAAAAAAUAGCAGCAGUGUUUAAAUUUUUAGAUUAGCUUCGAGAAAUAAGAGAAAGAGGGCCUGCUGCAUAUGAAGUACAAUAGCCAGAGCCUGCUCCCACAAUGGUAGUAUACAGAAAAAGCUCAUAUAGUCCACUGCGAAAAGAUCCAAAAGAAGAUAUUCCAGGACCUGAUUAUUAUUAUUGCAAAGAUGAUAUGAUUAAGGACGCUAAGCCUGCAUGGACGUUUGCAAAAGAACUUAAAGAAAAACCUUUAAGCUUGGAAGAUUAAGAUAACAGAAACUACGAGAUUAAUGAAAAUUAAAUAAAAAAAAAUCCUAUAUCAGCAAUAAUAUUAAAAGAACACAAGCCGAAAUUUAUUGGAGAGGAAGGCUAAUUAGAGCUAGAAAGAGGACCUGGCGCUUAUUAUCCAUAAUACAAUCAAACAGAAAAAAGAAAUGACAUUGGUGUAGUUAAAAUACCUGAAAUAAAUGACAACAAUGCAAGAGAAAAUAAUAUGGAUUAUCUUUAUUAAAAUGAAAACUUUGAUAAUGACUUGAUAUUCCCAUCAGUUGAUCCAAUUAAACCCAAUAAUAAAAAAGGAUUUAAAUAUUACGAACCAACUGAUCAUAAGCCAGAUAAUCCACCUGAUAAAGAACUAUUUAAAGAAGAAUGGUAAUUCUAUGACUAUGAUUUGAACAAGAUAAGAGAAAAUAUGACUAAGGGAGGAGAUUUUAGUAAUAAAAUGCAAAAAGAUAUUUUUGCUGAACAUGAAGAAUUUAUGAGAAUUAUGAGAGAGUAUUAUGAUAAGCAAAAUAAGAUUCCUCACCUUGGUGAAUAUGAAGUAGACUAUAGAUAAGUUGAUAGACAUAUCCCCGGAAUAGAUAUUGAAAAAUUGCCUGAAAAAGACACUGGUCCGAUAGUCAAGCCUGAAGGAGAUGUUGAUGGUGAUAAUCUUAUACUUAAUAAUGUUGAAAGACCUACUAAAAAGCUUCCUGAUAUUAAAUUUGAUAAAAUGAUUGGAAGACCAGAAAAGGAUGAAGAUAAUAUUAAUUAUGAGGAAGAAAUUAAAUUAGAUGUAAAUAUAGCACCUAUAAAGCCAAAAGUACCUGUACUUGUCAACAUGAAAAAACAAAAAGAAAGGGAUGAAGUUUUUGGGGCUGAAAAACCAGAAGAAGAAAAAAUUGAUUUAGAUAUAAAAUAUACACAGUAAGACAAAAAAAUAAAAGGAUAUGUAGAUAUAGGAAAAAUAUAAACAAGAGAAGAAGAUCCUAACUAUAAUCCAAAAGUUAAAGAUGCAGAAGUUUACAUUGAGCCUUAAGUUACAUAAGUUAAACCACAAAAAAAAGCAGGUGUAAAUAUGGGUAAAGGAGCAAAAAGGUUUCCAACUUCUAAAAACUCAUGA
Tetrahymena thermophila SB210 is the source of this 2274-nucleotide messenger RNA. RefSeq lists its product as hypothetical. The record is from RefSeq and is a predicted model, not a curated record. Lineage: Eukaryota; Ciliophora; Oligohymenophorea; Hymenostomatida; Tetrahymenidae. The transcript is spliced from 7 exons.